AUGGGGGACACAUCUGAUUCUACGGAAGUUGACGAGGAAAAGACUGUUUCUAAGGAACAGCUCGCGCAUGAUAGUCUUACUUCUGAAGGGCUAGAGGGAAAGGCAACCGCUAUACAAAUUCCUCAGGAGAAAGAAACCCCCUUGGGGCAACAUGUAGACUCUUCCAGUGACAAGAAUGAAGCGGGGGCAUCUCCUGUGUUGAAGGAUAAACAUGAAAAGGAUAGUUCCUCAGAUGAAAAGGAUUCUAAUUCUCCAUCUUAUGUGAAAUUGGAGUCAUUGAAGGAGUUGGAAUCACUAAGUAUCAAUGGAAAAGCUUCUGAAGCAGGGAGUGGAAGGACCUCAAAUGUUUUUGAUGCAACGGAGCAUGAGGUAUCUAAGGCAGAAGCAGUAGAUCCAGAUGAAACGGCCAAAGGUCUAGAGGGAACUCCUCAGCAAGAGGAGCCAGAGCCUGUCUUUGAUGGGACUGAGAUUCCUUCAAUGGAAUCAGUGAGGAGUUCAUCAGACAGUUCUGUGGAUAAUGAGACAGGGAUCCAUGGAUAUGCUUGGCCUGAGAAAGCAGUGGCUGUCAAGAACUUUGUUAGGGAGAAAAGUCUUGUUGCAGUCUCUAGUUUCCUACGUCGCCUUUCUGGAAAAAGUAAUGAUGGACUGGAUGGUCCUGAUGGAGAACCUGAGAACAAUAAUUCUAGCUUAGAUGGUAAGGAGGUUGGAAAUAGAGAGAGUGAAGUCCAUGAAGCUUCUCCUAAGGGCUCAGAACGAUCUGUGUGGAAUCCUCUUAGCUUAAUUAAGAUUUCACGUGAGGCUGAUGUGGAAUGUAAAGAUGAACUUGAAGAUGACACAAAAGAUGCAAUUGAACCUCUAGCAAUGAAAGGGCGCAUCUUACUGUAUACAAGGUUAAGAUGUCAGGAUUCCAAAGAGGCAAGACUCUUUCUGCAUGGGAAAAGACUGAGAUAUGUUGAGAUCAAUGUUGAUGUAUAUCCUGGCAGAAAGUUAGAACUUGAAAAGCUUGCAGGAUCUUCGGAUGUUCCCAGAGUGUUUUUUAACGAAAUUCUUAUUGGAGGUUUGAGUGAACUGAAGAGCUUGGAUGAGUCUGGGAAGCUGGUAGAGAAGAUUGAGUAUGUCGUCUCUGAGGCACCAUCAUUUGAAGCUCCACUUCCACCACUUUCUGGAGAAGAUGAUCUGUCUAGUAGUGGUUCUAUUGAUGAACUUGCUCUUAUAGUUCGGAAAAUGAAAGAUAACAUAGUUGUUAAGGACCGCUUCUAUAAGAUGCGCCGUUUCACUAACUGCUUUCUGGGUUCAGAGGCUGUGGAUUUCUUGUCCGAAGAUCAAUACUUGGAAAGGGAAGAGGCUGUUGAAUUUGGUCGAAAGCUUGCCAGUAAACUCUUCCUUCGGCAUGUUCUGGAAGAAAACAUGUUUGAAGAUGGGAGUCACUUGUAUCGGUUCCUCGAUGAUGAUCCCUUGAUAUCCCAAUGCCAGAAUAUUCCAAGGGGCAUAGUUGAUGUUAAGCCAAAGCCAAUAAUUGAAAUUUCAUCAAGGUUGAGAUUUCUGUUUUAUGCAAUUUUAGAAGCUUACACAUCAGAAGAUGGUAAGCAUGUUGAUUAUAGGAGCAUCCAUGGGAGCGAGGAGUUUGCAAGGUUUUUGAGGAUACUUGAGGAACUUCAAAGAGUGGAAUUACAGGACAUGCCUAGGGAGGAGAAGCUUUCAUUCUUUAUCAACCUCUACAACAUGAUGGCUAUUCAUGCAAUACUGGUGUGGGGUCAUCCUUCUGGAGCACUGGAGAGAAGAAAAUUAUUUGGGGAAUUUAAGUAUGUAAUUGGUGGCUGCACAUUUUCACUUUCUGCUGUAUACAAUGGCAUUUUAAGGGCCAAUCAGAGGCCACCAUAUAAUCUCAUCAAGCCAUUCAGCACCGGUGAUAAACGGAUCAAGAUGAUUUUACCUUAUCCAGAGCCUCUUGUUCAUUUUGCAUUGGUUAAUGGUACUCGAUCUGGGCCUAGUCUUCGCUGCUAUUCUCCUGGGGAUAUUGACAAAGAGUUGAUGGAGGCUGCCCAUAAUUUCAUAAAAAGUCAAGGACUUCUUGUUGAUUUUGAAGCGAAGGUUGCAUAUGCGAGUAAGAUAUUGAAAUGGUAUAGUUCUGAUUUUGGCAAGAAUGAGGUAGAGGUGAUCAAGCACGCCUCGAACUACUUGGAUCCGGAGCAGUCUCAAGCGAUAAUGGAGUUGCUUUCGAGUACGCAGUUGAAAGUUGUGUACCUGUCGUAUGAUUGGAGAUUAAACCAUUAG
This is a messenger RNA of Oldenlandia corymbosa var. corymbosa, 2274 nucleotides long. The record is from the annotation of a GenBank genome assembly. NCBI's taxonomy places the organism in Eukaryota, Viridiplantae, Streptophyta, Magnoliopsida, Gentianales, Rubiaceae.